Prunus persica (peach) is the source of this 3282-nucleotide messenger RNA. RefSeq names its product putative leucine-rich repeat receptor-like serine/threonine-protein kinase At2g24130. The transcript has 2 exons. Gene Ontology annotation, molecular function: ATP binding; protein kinase activity; protein binding. NCBI's taxonomy places the organism in Eukaryota, Viridiplantae, Streptophyta, Magnoliopsida, Rosales, Rosaceae. Gene Ontology annotation, cellular component: plasma membrane. Gene Ontology annotation, biological process: protein phosphorylation. The record is from RefSeq and is a predicted model, not a curated record. Bases 174 to 3146 code for a protein of 990 amino acids.
UCUCUUAGUACCAUCUCUUUCUGCAUCUCUAUUCUCCAUUGAGUGUGUGCUUCACACUCUUAAAAUAUGUUCUUGACUCACUAUUUUGAACUUACUAUUAUGAAGCAUGAUGAAAGUAGAACAGAAGAAAAUCUCAUAAACAAAUAUUAUUAGGCUCUUUCAGUUUAUCCAGUAUGAUCUUGGUCGAAACCAUGUUUUUUCUUCUGUUCCAGCAUUUGGUUUUAACAUCUGGGAAUGCAGUUAUAGGUCAUCACCACCAUCCUCAUCACUCUUUGCUUGCAGACAAGGCUGUUCUUCUGGAGUUCAAGAAAGCCAUUGUAUAUGAUCCACAUUCCACACUAGCUAAUUGGAACGAAGCUACCGGUGUCUGCAACUUCACUGGUGUCAGCUGCAACAAAAAGCGUCAUCGCGUAUCAGAACUCCUUCUGCAGGAUUGUGAGCUUGUAGGGCGGCUUUCUCCUAUCAUUUCGAAUCUAACAGGCCUUCGUAACCUAUCGCUCGUAGGCAACCAUUUUCACGGAACUAUCCCUUCUGAAAUUGCCUUGCUAAGGCGCCUCCAUCAUCUUCUGCUUGAUAGGAACAGCUUUCAUGGUUCAAUACCUGAUUCCUUAGCCCUUCCUUCACAGCUCACUAUAGUUAGUCUAUUGCAAAAUAAUUUAACCGGUGCCAUUCCACCUACAUUUUUCUCCAACUGCACUAUGUUAAAGGUUUUAGACCUUUCCAACAACUUUCUUUCUGGAAAAAUUCCAAUUGAGAUUGGAAAUUGUCCAAAUCUAUGGAGCCUCAAUUUAUACAACAACCAGUUCACUGGAGAGCUUCCUCUGUUUUUGACCAAUAACUCACUGGCCAAUUUAGAUGUAGAAUAUAACCAUCUUUCUGGUGAACUGCCUAUCAAAUUUGUACAAAAGUUGCCAAAAAUUGUCUAUCUUCAUUUGUCUAAUAACAAUAUGAUAAGCCAUGAUGGCAACACAAAUCUCAACCCAUUCUUCACUGCCCUCACAAAUUGCACUAGUCUAGAGGAGCUUGAAUUGGCUGGCAUGGUUCUCGGAGGAGUAUUGCCUAGUUCCAUUGGCGGCCUUGGUAUCAACUUUUCAAAUCUGUUGCUGCAAGAAAACCAAAUCUUUGGCUCAAUUCCUCCAAAUAUAGGUAAUCUUUCUAAGCUUGUGGUGUUGAAUUUGACCUCCAAUCUUUUGAAUGGAACAAUUUCAACAAACAUAAGUCAGCUGUCAAACUUGGAACAGCUUUUCUUAUCACACAACCUUUUCGCCAGUGCAAUUCCUCCGGCACUGGGGCAGAUGACUCACCUCGGCCUGCUUGAUCUGUCUCACAAUACGUUCUCUGGUGAUAUUCCAAGCAGUAUAGGAAAUUUGGUUAGGCUGAACUAUCUGUUCCUCAACAACAACCUCCUUUCCGGAUCAAUACCUCCAACAUUAGUACACUGCACAGAAUUGUACAAGCUUGACUUAUCAUACAACAGAUUGACAGGGAGCAUUCCCCCAGAAUUAUCAGGUUUGAGUGAGAUCAGGAUUUUUAUUAACCUGUCACAUAAUCAGCUUGAAGGGCCCAUACCGAUUGAGCUCAGCAAACUGAAAGAUGUUCAAGAGAUAGAUCUUUCAUCAAAUAACCUAAGUGGAAGUAUCUUUCCACAGAUAUCAAGCUGCAUUGCAUUGACCCUGAUAAACUUCUCACACAAUUCUUUGGAAGGGAAACUUCCAGAUUCCAUAGGUGAGCUAAAGAACCUUGAGUCCUUUGAUGUUUCAGGAAACCACUUGUCUGGAAGGAUUCCGCUAAGCCUCAACAAAAUUCGAACACUCACAUAUUUAAAUCUUUCUUUCAAUAACUUUGAAGGAAAGAUUCCCUCUGGUGGCAUCUUUGAAUCAGUCUCAUAUUCAUCUUUCUUGGGAAAUCAGCACCUUUGUGGUCCAGUUGCUGUCAAACCUGUUUGCCCUCAGAAAAAUCGUCUGUUUCGUACACGCAUUUUCUUAAUCAUAUUCACCUUAGUCAUAUUCAUAUCAACAUCCUUGUCAAUAAUAUGCUGUGUGAUUGCAUUCCGGCACAUUGAGGCACUAAUUUCAGCUGAGAGGACUGAGACAGCAAGAAAACCCACACAACCAGAAUUGGUUCAUAAUUUCCCAAGAGUUACAUAUCGAGAUCUGUCGGAGGCCACUAGUGGAUUUGAUGAUCAGAGACUGCUUGGGAUGGGCAGCUAUGGACGCGUCUACAGGGGAGUUCUUCCAGAUGGGACAACUAUAGCAGUCAAGGUCUUACAUUUACAAUCUGGGAAUUCAACAAAGAGUUUUACCAGAGAAUGCCAAAUCUUAAGGCGAAUUAGGCACAGGAACCUCAUAAGGAUCAUAACAGCAUGCAGUCUACCUGAUUUUAAGGCUAUUGUUCUUCCUUAUAUGGCAAAUGGUAGCUUGGAUAGCCGUCUCUAUCCACAUUCACAGACAGGUCUGAGCUCAGGUUCUUCUGAUUUGAGCCUGAUCCAAAGACUGAACAUUUGCAGUGACAUAGCUGAAGGGAUGGCCUAUCUACAUCACCACUCUCCAGUCAGAGUUAUACAUUGUGACCUAAAGCCAAGCAAUGUUCUACUCAAUGAUGAUAUGACAGCUUUAGUUUCUGAUUUUGGGAUUGCAAGAUUGUUGAUCGCUGGAGGAGCAAAUUCAGCUCUUGAGAACAUGGGAAACUCUACUGCAAAUAUGUUAUGUGGAUCAAUCGGAUACAUAGCACCAGAGUACGGGUUUGGAUCUAAUGCAUCAACAAAAGGCGACGUUUACAGCUUCGGCAUUCUGGUCCUAGAGAUGGUGACAAGAAAAAGGCCAACAGAUGACAUGUUUGUUGGAGGGUUAAGCCUGCACAAGUGGGUGAAGAACCAUUAUCAUGGGAGGGUGGAAAAGGUAGUUGACUCUUCCUUGAUGAGAGCUUUUAGGGAUCAGCCACCUGAGGUGAAAAAAAUGUGGGAUGUUGCAAUUGGAGAAUUGAUAGAGUUGGGAAUUCUCUGCACACAGGAGUCCUCGUCCACUAGGCCUACAAUGCUCGAUGCAGCAGAUGACUUGGAUCGACUGAAGAGAUAUCUCUGUGGAGAUACAACUGCAACAUUUGCCUCUUCCCUAGGAAUUUCUUCUUCUACCCUAGAGGAUGAUUAGCAUCUGCCCUACCCUUUGAGCCUACAUUGAAAAAUGCUUUUCUGAUUUACACUCUUGUACACAAUAAGAACAAGCAGUAUAGUUGGAUAUUUGAAAAUGGUGUUGUCAUUAGCUAAAUGUGAGUCCAAUUAGCAAA